Podarcis lilfordi (Lilford's wall lizard) is the source of this 12225-nucleotide messenger RNA. The record is from the annotation of a GenBank genome assembly. NCBI's taxonomy places the organism in Eukaryota, Metazoa, Chordata, Lepidosauria, Squamata, Lacertidae.
AUGGAUAAAUUUCAUGUCCAGAGUGUUCUAGUGACAGGAUCCAAUCAGGGGAUUGGCCUGGGACUUGUCAGCCAGUUCCUGAUGAAGCCAAACCCGCCAGAGUGGGUGUUUGCCACCAGUCUGGAUCCUGAAGGACCUAAUGGGAAGGUAAGGCUGGUCCUAUCCAUUGCACAAGCAGAAAUAUGGGGCAGUAAUAUCAAGGAGAGGAAAGAAGCCACUGGAAGCCUCACGCAAUUUCACGGGGGCUGUCACAUAGUUCCAAUUCUGUGCAAUUCCAUUUGCACAGGAGAAGCAAUUGCUCCAAAGAGAUACAGAAUGAGGCAUCCCCUGCCCAGGGUAUUCCAGCUGUUUAGGACUGCAGUUGUCAUCUGGGAAUUGUAGUCCAAAAUAUUAGGUCACAUUAGGAUGGCAGAUUAUGGAGGAAUAGAUGACAUAGCAAGGGGAACUUUGGAUGCUUGGGAUGUGGCCACUUCUGCACUAAUAUCCUCCACUGGGUCUCAUCAUUUUGGUGUAAAAAAGGGGGUUUCAUAAAUGCUUUUUUCCUUUUUUCCUUUUUUUUUUCUUGAAGAAGUUGAAAAAGCUGGCUCUGCAACAUCCAAACCUGGUGGUGCUACAGUUAGGUAUGUAUGUUUUCAUCCUGCUAACACUGCUGAUGGAUGCAAAAUUUUACACAUUUCCCCUGCAAAUUCUCACUUACUGUCUUCAUCUUGUUGUUGGCAUCACAUAUAGUUUCAUCCCCACCUGAAUAAAGGUGUUCCCAGGGAGCACUGGCACUGUGGAACACAAGCCAGAAAUAAAAACUUGCCAGAAUGCUCUACUGCUCUUGUGGCUGAUGCAUGAGUGCAAGCCUCCCAGAAAUUGGCUGAGAGCUUAAACACAGGAACUUAAGAAACUUCCUUCUACCAGCUCCAACCAUUGGUCCAGCCAGUCUGAUCCUGUGGUGAAUUUGUGGUGAAAUGGUCAUCUGAUGGCUUCAUCAAGCAGGCAAAGCAUAGUGUAGUGUGCUAAACUGAGGAGCCAUAGCUCAAGAUGAGAACAUCUACUUUGCCUGCAGAAGGUCCCAAGUUGGUCUCUGGUAUCUUCUAAAACUUGGACAGCCACUGCUGCUAACACAGGGCUAAUUAGCUAAAUCAAUCAACAGGGCUUGCUCAUCGCUAUCCCUUUUCUUCAAGCAGAUAUCCGAGAUCUGAAGAGCAUUGAGGCUGCUGUGCAGAGAGUCGAGGAGCACGUCAAAGAAAAUGGCCUGACAUUGCUAAUUAACAAUGCUGCCAUUUUGGUCAAGUUUACCCACUUGGCUAAUGAAACAGCCAAGAACAUGUCCAACCUGUACAACACAAACACUGUGGGAACCUUGCAAGUCAGUCAGGUGAGGAUGUGCCAGGUUGGGGGGGGGCAAACUCUUCAUUUCUCUGGAACCCUCCAGAAGUUACAUGAUGAGAGUGAGAGCAGGUGCAGGAAGGAAACGGUCCUGUGAAGCUGUUACCUCUCCCAAGAGCCACAGAAGUUCUAGUGACAGAUAUGUGAGACUUCUUCAUCUUAGACCAAGUCUGCUCAAGGCAAGCAUGGCCCCAAGAGUCUGCUCAGGUCAGAUGGGCCCAGAAUCCUGGUCACAAGGAAGACACUUGGACUUCAAGUUCAGGUUCAAUCAUUUGGCAUCUCCAGGGAAAGCUAAAGAGAGACUCCUAUCUGAAACCCUGGAGAACUGCUGCCAGACAGUGUAGACAGUACUGAGUUAGAUGAACCAAUGGUCUGACUCAAUAGAAGACAGCUUCCUGUGUUCCUGUUUGUGUGAAUGAGACAAUAGUUACGACAAUGUGAUGGGUUGUCUGACAGUGACCCUAAACAGGAAGAUGAAAGCAUGCAAGGAGAAAGACGAGCCCAAACUCAGAGAUGUCAAGGCUGCUGUUCUGCCCCUUCUCCUCCUGCAGUUUAGCCCAUUCAUUUCCACACUUCCCCCUUUCCAGUCCUUCCUUCGCUACUUUCCUGCCACUAGAAAUGGCUUCUCUGAGUGGCUGUCCAUCGCCUGGGAUCUUCCUUCCAUCUAAUGAGCCCAGUUGUGCUGGUUUCUCCCAGGCCUUCUUGCCCUUGCUGAAGGUUGCUGCCCAAAGAAGCCUCCAAGAAAGGCUGAGCUGCAGCAAGGCAAGCAUCAUCAACUUAGCCAGUGACUUUGGCUCUCUGGAGAAAAUGGCUGGAUGGGGCCUCUCUCAAGUCAUCUCCUACCGCUGCAGCAAGGUACCUCUCAAGGCUGUGUGCUCCUAAUGUUUGAAGUAUGAUUAAGAUGUGGAAGAUGCAGCUAGUCCAAAACAGCAGCCCACACCAGUUAGUCUAAAGGAAGCACCAGAUUCCAAGUGGUUUGUGAAUUAGCCAAGUUAUGAAAUUUCGAGUUCUUAUGUAGGGUAAACGUCAGAGCCUAGUGGAUGUGUUGGAAAAUGUGACGUUGAUGAGAUCCACUUUUAAACUUAUUCUGCACCAGGGUUUUCAUGCGACUUCACCCUCAUGACAACAGUCCACUGGGGUAGCUCCUCAAGGCCUGAAUUUUUAGUGGCAACAGGAAUUAUAAUGCCCAGAAACAGCAUAAAAUUUAUGUUUGUGUAGAUAUACCGUGUCAUCUACCUUUCAUUAUUUAUUUGGGUGACGUAAUGGUAAUGGUGAUAUGAUAUGAUAAAAUCAUAUACAGUCGUUAUCAAUUGCACCACCAUUACAUCACCCAAACGAAAAAUGCAAUGUCAUUGAUAAUGAUGGCCUUGUUUAAAUAAAUGAAAUAAUAAUUCUGAAUGGUGAACUCACCACUUCUUGGCCACACUCAGAGGUUCAGCAUUUAACCACCCAGCCUUCUGUGCUCUGGCUGCCAGAGAGUGGCCAGCUCCUCCUCCUCCUGCUGCUGCUGCUGCCUGAGUGCUGCUUUUAAGCUGGAUAUGCUAUGAACUUCUCCAGGCAGCACAGGUGCCCUGUGUGUGCAUCCUCCCUAAUCCUAAACACUUGAGGGGCAACCAGACAUUGGACACCACCUUUUUGUGUAAUUAUCAGGGCAACUGGACCCUGGUGCUCCUGAGUCUUUAAGGGCCCUCUGCCUGGAACACCUCACACCUGAUGUGCCCUCUUCUCAUGGCACCUCUUGCCCUCAGGCUGCUGUGAACAUGCUGACCAGGUGCCAGUCCUUGGAGUAUGGUCCGUUGGGGAUCCUUUGCAUCUCCAUCCACCCUGGCUGGGUGAAAACUUCCAUGGGGACAUGUCUGGUAAGUGAGGCCAGAUCCACCCAUUAAAAUGCCUUGGAUGGUCAGGCAUUUUAGUGAUUUUCCCCUUUGAGGAAGUCUCUGUAAUGGAAGGCCAGGGAGUAUCAGGGAGUCUUCCUGGGGGCUCCACAUUUGCUGCAUAAGGAGCAGCCUCAAAUCCAUUGCUGAGGUCUUUCUUGGGCAGGUGUAACACUCACUUUGAGCUCCAACUACACCUUAGUCUGGUUGUACUUCUGUAAACUGCCCUAAGACCUGCGAGUGUGUAUAAAUUCAAUAAUUAAUAAUAAUACCUUGAAUUGGAAGAAUGCCCUCUUUUAGACUGCAAAAGGCCAGGCUCCUGGGGAGGGACUCCAGCUCAAUCAAUGAACCCCAACAGCAUGUUCCUUGUGAAGAUGGAGAGGAUAUAAACUUGGUUAAUUCAACCUAUGCAUUGGGAAACAUCUGUAUGAUACUUUAAAAUAUAGAUAAUUUCUUAAGGAAGUGAGAAAGAGGUAAAUAGGAGGCGCAAACAAUUGGGGGUCAUUGGUACAUAUCUAAAACAAAAACAAAAAUUUCAAUAAAAUAGUAUAAUACAAAAGUUGGAAGCAGGCACAGCAGCAGGUGGCGCUGGUGAGCAGCUCUGGGAUUGGAGAGGAGAUGCCAAGGCCUUCUCGCUUGCACAUGUUCAUGCAUUCCGUUGUGUGGCAGAUUAUGACAAGGUCUGUCCCUGUGCUCAUGAGGGUGAGAGACUGAUAGAACGGAGCAGGUAGUCAGCCCUGUCAACCAGGGGAAAGGCAGAUUCCCUAGUAAUUCCCGUGGCGUUUCUAACUGUUCCCUCUCAAUUUCAUAGGUCCCAACUACAGUGAGUGAGAGUUGCAGUGGGAUCUUGAAAGUGCUUUCUGCUGUCACUGACAAAGACUCAGGGUCUUUCAUUGACUGGAAAGGGCAUGUUGUUCCUUGGUGAGAAAACGAGUCACAAAUCAUGGGCCUCCAUCCAUCCAUCCGCUCCAUGAAGUCUGUGAUGGCAAUAAAACACAGAUAAAGCUAUGUGAACUUCCUGAGUUGCCCACUUCCAUUUCUUUCUCGCUUGCUUGCUUGUUUCUGUUGUAUCUAGAAAUGCCUGUUGAUGCCAACUGAUAGAUCCCAUUUCAAGUUUGCAAGUUGUUUUGGUUUUCAGUUUGGUGGAGGGAAAGAACCGACUUGGCAACAAAGCCCCACCUCCACUUGCUCCUUCUUCAUAGGAGAAGACCUUGGUUUUUUUUAAAAUGAUAUUUAUUAAAGUUUCAAAGAAAAGAUUACAUAAAUAAAAAGAAAAAAAAGAAAAAAGAAAGAAAUAAAAAAGAAAAGAAAAUACAAAAUACAGAAAAAAGAUAAAAAACACUUAAAAAACACAUCAAUCUUUCCAUGCCUUACAUUUCAUUUCCUUGCUUCCCUGACCACCUCACACCUCCCUUUUUUGUAUUCCAGUUCUAUUAAUUAAUUCAGCAAUUCCUUUCCCUCUUUGUUUUUAUCUUAAUCCUUUAACUUAAUAUAUUACAACUUUAGAUUUUCACCUGUUAACAAUCCAUUUUUACAUACACCUUAAUAACAUUGCUGCUAAAACCACUUAACUUCAUUCUGACAUCAUUCUAACAUUCAUUAAUUUUGCAGUAUUUCUGUAGAUAGUCUUUAAAUUUCUUCCAAUCUUCUUCCACCGACUCUUCUCCCAGGUCUCGGAUUCUGCCAGUCAUUUCUGCCAGUUCCAUAUAGUCCAUCACCUUCAUCUGCCAUUCUUCUAGAGUGGGUAAAUCUUGUGUCUUCCAAUACUUUGCAAUAAGUAUUCUUGCUGCUGUUGUGGCAUACAUAAAGAAAGUUCUGUCCUUCUUUGGCACCAAUUGGCCAACCAUGCCCAGGAGAAAGGCCUCUGGUUUCUUCAGGAAGGUAUAUUUAUAUACCUUUUUCAUUUCAUUAUAGAUCAUCUCCCAGAAAGCCUUAAUCCUUGGGCAUGUCCACCAAAGGUGAAAGAAUGGACCUUCAGUUUCUUUACAUUUCCAACAUUUAUUAUCGGGCAAAUGAUAGAUUUUUGCAAGCUUGACUGGUGUCAUGUACCACCUGUAUAUCAUUUUCAUAAUAUUCUCUCUUAAGACAUUACAUGCCGUAAACUUCAUACCUGUGGUCCAUAACUGUUCCCAGUCAGCCAUCAUUAUCAAAGGAGAAGACCUUGUUGUCCCGCAGAGGAGGUGCAGGAUGUUGGCUAUUUGCAGUAUGGUAGCGCUGCAGAGAGCUUGCUGGGGAGACCAUGCAUUAAAAAGGGACUCAAAAAUAACUUAAACAAGGUUUUAAUAAGAAAAACAAAAACUCCAUUUACACUAAAUACAUCAACAAACAUGACCCAACCCCAGGGUGAUGGGAGAGCUAGGUGCUGCUCCUUACAUACUCUACCCAAUUGCUGACACAGCUUAAUCAAUUCAACUCAGCAGCACCUGCUAUGUUUCACAGCUGUAAAGCUGGGUCUCGUUAUUUUGCUCUGGCCCUUGCUCUGGCCCCUUAAAGACAUACACAUCGGGUGGAACAAUGAUGAACCUUUACAUUUAAAGAAACCAUUCAACACAGGGUUCCCUUUCUCUUCAUCCAGCUGCUCUUGGUGGCUGCAGAUUUUCUACCCAUCAAGAGUAGCAACUGCACACUCAUCCUGAAUAGGCUGUCCGGGGCAAGCCGUCCUUUGGGGGCACAGCUGUUUUAGCCUCUGGGUUGAAGUUCAGCCUUGCUCAGAAAUCUCCCCUGCGUUGAAGUAAUGGCAUUCACACCUAUUGUAAGAAUACAGAAACUGUCUAUAAUGAAUAACACCAAUCCACAAAUGUCAAGCCAUUUAUUCAAUGGAUGGUGGAAGCUCAUUCAGGAACCUUCAAGUAGUGUUUUCCAUAUACGGUACAUCACAUAAUGCCUUAUGUGAUUUACACAGUACAGUGGUGCCCCGCAAGACGAAUGUUUUAUAAGAUUGUAAAACUUUGCUCUAGUGGUUUGUUCAUGAGGCAUUCGUCUUGCGGGGUACUGAUUGCAUUGUGUAAACACAUAUAUUAUGUGAUGCAUUGUAUAUGGAAAACACUACUUGAAGGUUCCUGAAUGCUUCACUCAUUCAUUGAAUAAUACACAUUUGUGGAUUGGUUAUUCAUUAUAGAUAUUUCUGUAUUCUACACAGUGCACACACAGGGUAUUUCCUGAGCAAGGGCUACAACAGCUGCAGAUUUUAGUUUCUGUCUCUUGACAGCCCAUUCAGGAUGAGGUGGCUGCUACUCUGAUGGGUGAAAACUGCAGCAGCUGCUGGACGAAGAAGGGAACCCUGUGCUGAAUGGUUUCUGUUCAUCAUUACCCACUGUGUAUGUCUUUACACAGAGGUUAAAAAUACUUAUUGCUGCAGCAGGUGCUGCUGAUUGGUCACAAGCUGUGUCAGCACCAAGCAGAGAGUGAGCAGCACCUGCACCCAGGGUGAUGGGAGAGCUAGGUGCUGCUCCUUACAUACUCUACCCAAUUGCUGACACAGCUUAAUCAAUUCAACUCAGCAGCACCUGCUAUGUUUCACAGCUGUAAAGCUGGGUCUCGUUAUUUUGCUCUGGCCCUUGCUCUGGCCCCUUAAAGACAUACACAUCGGGUGGAACAAUGAUGAACCUUUACAUUUAAAGAAACCAUUCAACACAGGGUUCCCUUUCUCUUCAUCCAGCUGCUCUUGGUGGCUGCAGAUUUUCUACCCAUCAAGAGUAGCAACUGCACACUCAUCCUGAAUAGGCUGUCCGGGGCAAGCCGUCCUUUGGGGGCACAGCUGUUUUAGCCUCUGGGUUGAAGUUCAGCCUUGCUCAGAAAUCUCCCUGCGUUGAAGUAAUGGCAUUCACACCUAUUGUAAGAAUACAGAAACUGUCUAUAAUGAAUAACACCAAUCCACAAAUGUCAAGCCAUUUAUUCAAUGGAUGGUGGAAGCUCAUUCAGGAACCUUCAAGUAGUGUUUUCCAUAUACGGUACAUCACAUAAUGCCUUAUGUGAUUUACACAGUACAGUGGUGCCCCGCAAGACGAAUGCCUCGCAAGACGGAAAACCCGCUAGACAAAAGGGUUUUCCGUUUUUGAGUUGCUUCGCAGGACGAAUUUCCCUAUGGGCUUGCUUCGCAAGACAAAAAUGUCUUGCGAGUCUUGAGAUUUUUUUUCGCUUCCCCCCCCUUUUUCUAAGCCGCUAAGCCUUUAAUAGCCUUUUAACAGCUAAUCUGCUAAGCCGAUAAACCUUUAAUAGCUGCUAAACCGCUAAUAGCGCUAAUCCGCUAAUCCGCUAAUAGGGUUGCUUCGCAAGACGAAAAAACCGCUAGACGAAGACACUCGCGGAACGGAUUAAUUUCGUCUUGCGAGGCACCACUGUAUAUAGAGAGAGACAAAAACUGAUAAAACAAUAAGGUUUAUUAUUCAGACAAAGGGUAAGGGAACGAGUUAAGUCUAUACGCUGUUAAGCCAAAACCCCAAGCUCUAGAUUCCCUUUGUUGCUCUUUCAAUACUUCCUCUUCACAUUCCUAAGGGUGUGUCCCCCACAUAUAAAUGUUAAAUACAGUGGGACCUCGGGUUAAGAACUUAAUUCGUUCUGGAGGUCCAUUCUUAACCUGAAACUGUUCUUAAUCUGAGGUACCACUUUAGCUAAUGGGGCCUCCUGCUGCCGCCGUGCGAUUUCUGUUCUCUUUUUUUUUUUAAUGAUAUUUAUUAAAAGUUUAACAAUUACAAAAAAAGCAGAAAAAAGAGACAAUAAAGAGUUACAAUACAUCAAAAAAAUAAAAAACAGAAUAAAAAAAAAGGAAUUCAACAAUACAAGUGAAUAAAAAGAAAAAAGGGAAAAAACAAAACACACAAUACAUCAAAACCAAAAACAAAAGCAGACAAAAAAUUUAAAAACGAAAUCCAAUAUUCCCAAAUCUUUAUCUUUCAUUAACUUGUUUCAUCGACCUCCUCACACCUCCCUUUUUUGUAUUCUAGUUAUUAAUUAUCUCAGCAAAUCCUUUCCAUCUUUCACUAUAUUCUGUCAUUAAAUUACCUUAAUUUAUUUUAACCUUAUCUUACUAUAAAAAGCCCUAAAGCUUAAAACUUAAAACUUAUUUAUACAUAAUUCCUUAAAGCAUUUCUACUAAAGCCAAAUAGUUUCAUUCCAACAUUUUUUCUAACACUCAUUAAUUUUACAAAAAUUCUCUAAAUGAAUUUUUAAACUUUCUUCUAAUCUUCAUCCAUCGUCUCUUCUUCCUGGUCUCGGGUUUUGUCAGUCCUUCCUAUCCCUUCCAUCUAGUCCAUCAACCUGGUGACCUUCUAUCUGAGGCUCUUAAGUCUUUUCCAUGUCCCUUCUGCAGGUCUUCUUCAUAUUUAUACCUGCACUUUACUUUGUCUUCUGCUGAUCUUAUUCUUAAUUUCCUUCCUUUCUCACUGAGGGGUAGAUCUCGGGGAGACUCCAACUUGACAGUAUCUUUAUCCCUUCUCGACAGGUCAGCCCAUUCUCCAUAGUCAGCACUGAAAUCCAAAAGAUAUUUGAAGGCAUAUUUCAAAGUCCCUCCAAGGUUAAGGGCCCCCACAACUCCAAACUCCCCCGGGCCCAAAACCAGAUCCCAAAAGUCAAAACAUCCCUGCAUAGGCGGAUCUAUCCAGCUUCCCAUCUCCAAACCAAACAGUACUCCAUCUCUCCAAAUCUGACUUUCUCCAGGUUCAGUCGUCAGAGACAACAACUUAUGUUCCUGCAAGGCCGCGACUCUCUCCAUUUCUGUUACUUGAGGUUCAGCCACAACCUCCUCCUUUGUCUUCUGCACAACUUGCUCCAUUUCUAUUGCUUGAGGUUCAGCAUCAACCUCCUCCUUUGUCUCCUGCACAACUUGCCCUGUCAAAGCAAAUUCCUGGAUUGUUUCCUGCGUGGUUUCUAUAUAGGUAGUCACUGUUUGUCCAAAAUUGCUAACUGCAACAGUCAUCAAAUCCAUCUUCUCAUGUAGCUGUUCCAGUAAAGCACUUGUCUUGCAAAAAGCAAGCACUAAAACUUCUUCUGGGCACAUUCUUAUUCAAGGUCAAAUGUCUGGUUCUCGCGAUCUUUAAUCUCCACAGCUGUAGAAUUCCCCAGAUCGACUCCAGCAACAGUUUCACAAGCUCCCUUUAGAGGAAACAAUUUCUGUUUGUAUCCGUCUUUUAAAAGCAGAUCCAGCAACAAAAUUCCUUUCGUUUUUCAGAUAUUUUGUUCCUUUUAAGUGCAAAAGGAAACAUUGGAAUCAAUAUGUUUCUCUUUUUUUUUUAAAAAAAAUGAUAUUUAUUAAAGUUUCACAAAAAUACAAAAAACAAAGAAAAAAGUAUAAAUUACAGCAAAAAAGUAAAAAGUAAGAAAAAACAUACAAAAUAAAACAGUUAAAAACACAAUAAUGUUCCAUAACCUAUCUUCCUUACUCUUAUUUCCCCAGACCUCCUCAUACCUCCCUUCUUUGUAUUCCAAUUCAGUUUGUUGGUUCAGCAAAUCCUUACCAUUAAUCUUUUACCCAAUUGUUAACCUUUUUUUCAUGUCUCUUAAAGCAUUACAGCUAAAAACCUCUUAAUUUCUAUCCAACAUCCUUCUAAAGUUCCUUAAUUUUACAAUAUUUCUGUAAAUAGUCCUUAAAUUUUUUCCAGUCUUCUUUCACCGACUCUUCUCCCUGGUCUCGGAUUCUGCCAGUCAUUUCCGCCAAUUCCAUGUAGUCAAUCACCUUCAUCUGCCAUUCUUCCAAAGUGGGUAGAUCUUGUGUCUUCCAAUACUUUGCGAUAAGUAUUCUUGCUGCUGUUGUAGCAUACAUGAAAAAGGUUCUGUCCUUCUUUGGCCAAUAUGUUUCUCUUUUUUAACUAUCUGUCAAAAAAGCGUUUUCUUCACAGUCAAUGAACUUCCCCAAAACGUCUGUCUCUGACACCCCGUUCCCAGGUUCAAGACGGUGGAAAUUUAUCUUUCUUUACUCUCUCUCCUGCAGGUUUAAACAGUCUAAGAUUUCCCCCCUCUUCUCCUGCUUCCAAGGGGGGUUUGGUAGUUUUAACUGAUGGAAAUUUAGUCCUUUAGAAGCGACUUUCCAGACUUUAGCUUGCAAUGUCUUUGCUUCAAUCUAUUUACAAAAGCGGAAGGCGGACUUCCUGUUUAGACCUUCCCGCUUCGGUGCCAAAUUAAGAUGUUUCAUAAUCCAAUUUUCCGUUCUACUCACGGGUAGUUGUUUAAAGUCCAAUUGUCCACAGGAAAAAGUCAGCGCUCUCCGGCAACAGCAAUGCGGCUUCACUCUGUGAAAAGAGCAGUCAAUUCAAAGCACCGUGCAGCUCACCCCAUGUCGCUCCAGAUCCCCGAAACCGGGUUUCCCUGCGAGUAGGGGAGGCGCUAAAGGUGCCGGCCGUAUCCCACGUCCACAGGCUUUUCCCGCCUGUGGUUUUUAGUGGGUCUCCGCCUCGCCGUGGCGGUCCAGACCCUAGUUUCACGAAGCGGAUUCCUCCCGGUCAGAGGAAAUCCGCCAUUGCUGGAGGCACUAACCCGGAAGUCUUCCGUGCGAUUUCUGUUCUCAUCCUGAAGCAAAAGUUCUUAACUCGAAGUACUAUUUCUGGGUUAGCGGAGUCUGUAACCUGAAGUGUCUGUAACCCGAGGUAUCACUGUACUGAGUGCUCAGUGAGGUGUCAAAGACUUAGCUGCAUCCUGUGAAACUUAUCUGUAACUGAUGUACCUCCCUUCUAUAACGUAUUUCUGAUGUAUGACUGACGCUCUGGCUGGAUAGGUUGUGGGAAGGUCCACCUGUGGAUUGGAAGGUAUAAACUUCUGUUUUUCUUUUGUUUGGGGUUCUCCUCCCUCCUGCGUGUGGUGAGUGGGGACCCUGUUGCAACAGUUUAUUUUCUCUUUAAUAAAGCUGCUUUGCUUUUCAAUAUACACUUCUUGUCCUCUGCUUUUUCUCUCCGACCGAUAGGGAACUCCAUCUAAGGACUCUAUACAAGCUCUAUAUACCCCAUAAGGGAAUUAGAGGUAUUUUUUUUCUUUUAGCAUACCUCCUAAAGGAAACAGGCUACCACCUCUAUGCAUACAUGCUAUUACUAAUAGUAUUAUUGCCAGCCUGGUUUUCUUCUGGCCUGGGCUAGUUUCUGAUAGUCCUGAGCUUGGUGUAAGUCAGAGACCUCUCACAGUUGCUGCCACUGCACUCCCAACAUCCCUUCUAGUUUUCUGAAAAUUAUUUAUUUUAUACCUGAUUGUAAAAAAAGAAAGGAAAGGAAAAGGAAAUACUAGUCUACCUCCCUGGGUUGUAAUCGGCUACUCUCACCUGGUUUAGCCAGCCAGUCGAAGCCGUUUCCCAGGGUGUGGCCACUGUUGCAUGCUGACAGCUUCUAGGAGCCACAGGUGAGAGCUGAGUGUGGGGGGGGGGGGCGACAAAAGGUGGACAAACUACCCCAGAAAGAGCAUGACAUGUCCCCCACUUCUGCUGUGUGCCAUGAGUAAAUACUAUUGAAGAUGUGAAGGAAUUGGAAUUUGUCCUUACUUGUAUGGACUGUUUCAGGAAGGAUGAUGGGAUUUGAAAAGAGAAUUUACAGCUUAUCCACACUUCCUAUUGCCCUGCUGUUUUCCCUGGGAAAACAAAUCUUUAGCGCUGAACCGGGGCAAACAGCAAUUUGGGUUUCCCCUGGAUUGCCAUUUCUUCUGAUCUGUCACUAAAGAACAGUUUUUUCCUUGGAAAGGAGGGGGGGUAAACCACUCAGACCCAUGCCUAGAAAGCAUAGGUCAAGUGGAAAUUUUUACAGGUGGGUCCCAAUUCAAUCUAAAAUACUUGAGAAGCACUGGUGCACACACACCCAUUUAUUUCACAGGACUUGGAGGCUUAUUUAUUUUUAAGUCCAAAAGCCUGCAAAACUUGUAAAAACUUCCUCAUGCUUGACCAUAUCCCUUCUGCCCAUUGGUUCUGAGCAAAGAGCAGUCUGAGCUUGCCUACACGGAAUCUGAUAUUCUUCUGCAGCCAGCCAGUGGGAAGGAAGGCGGGUGCCCCAGUCACGGCAGGAAAUGA